Aspergillus aculeatus ATCC 16872 is the source of this 1578-nucleotide messenger RNA. RefSeq lists its product as uncharacterized. The record is from RefSeq and is a predicted model, not a curated record. The transcript has a single exon. The coding region runs from base 233 to 1321 and encodes 362 amino acids. NCBI's taxonomy places the organism in Eukaryota, Fungi, Ascomycota, Eurotiomycetes, Eurotiales, Aspergillaceae.
AGUGAAUCCUGGGUCUCGGGGUAAGGGUGGGGGAGUUGGGGGAGUUGGGGGGAAUGGGAAGAGGGGGUUUGGUGCUGCGAGUACGCAGGGUUCGUUGGCGGGGUCACAGCAGCAGCAGCAGCAGCAGCAGCAGUCUAUGCGGUCCUUGAAUGAUUUGCUGGGGAUAAAGAAGACAACGCCGGCUUUGGGGGGAACGGGCUCGGGGACUUCGGGGUUAGCUGCGACGCGAGUUAUGCAGAGUCUGGAUCGCGGGGGCGGAGAGCUGUCGGCUGCGCGUGCUGCGAAACGGCAGAGGGUUGACGGUUUGGGUUUGGGUUCGGGUGCUGUGGAAGGAGGAUUGUUCGCGCAGCAGCAGGUCGCCUCUCGUCGUGUACUGGCUCAGCCGGUCCAGCCUCGACCGCGGCCGGCGGUCGUUGACCUGACGGGUUCGUCGACUGCGCUGGUGACGAAUCCAGCUGCUACCGCUACCGCUACAUCCACAAGGCUGCAGAGCCACGAUCUUGGACGACAAAGAGCCGACUCGAGGACAAGUGUACAAGCUGCGACCACGAAGAGCAUGUCUCGCGAAGAGGGGAGUACUAUUCCUCCUCGACAAGCAUCGCGCAAAGAAGGCAGCAAUCCUCCACAGCUACCGUCGUCACGCAAAGAGAGCAGUUGCCCUCUACCACCACCACAAGCAACCCGCAAUGAGAUCAGCAAUCCUCCACAACUACCGUCGUUACGCAAAGAGAGCAACGCAGCGCCAGAAGAGCCACCCGUCCUUCUCCGACUCUCGACCAGCAAACCCCGCAAGAAACUCAUGUACUCGGCCCUACUCCCCGGUGGUGGUGGAAAAGUCGCCAAACCAGCUUCAUCCGCACCAGCACCAGCACCAGCACCAGCACCAGCAUCAGAACCCCCCAAAAACAACAAAAACCCUCCGUCCCCCGCACAACCACCCACGACCACCACCGCCACUCCACCGAACCCCCACGAUUUCACUCCCUCGACCUCAACGCAAACCAUCCUCAACGACCUAAUCACCGCACCACCACGCGUCCCACCCAACCCAAGAAACCACACUCCCACAACCACAAACCCAAACCCAAACCCAAACCCUCUCAGCCCCAAGCCCAACCCAAGAUCGAACAUCCCAACGCACACCAGCCUCCGCAAAUCAUACUCCGACCCCACCGCCCUAACCACCACCACCGUCCACAGAUCCAACCAUACAACCAUCCCAGACCCCGCCGGCGACGACCCCUUCGACCAAGGGCCCUGGACCCGCGAGGCCCUGGAUCUCUUUGAUUUCUGGCCGGCGGGGCGGGCGAAGCCUGUUUAGUUUAAACCCCCCCCAUCCAUCUCUUGACGUUGUGUUGGGGGUUGAUGGGAUGGGGUGGGAUGAGAUGAGAUGGGGGCUGGCUAGGUAAUAGAAGCGGAACUGUACGGUUAUAUAUGUAUGGUGCCCUGUCCUGUUCUCUGCAGGAAGGGAGUAGAUGGAUAUAGUUGGUGGAUGAGACUCUCUGCCAGGAUGUUUACUUUAUGUUUUUAUUUUCAUUGUGUCUUUCUGUGGAAUGACGACCUAUGAUACCCUUUCUG